Tupaia belangeri chinensis (Chinese tree shrew) is the source of this 1194-nucleotide messenger RNA. RefSeq names its product C-X-C motif chemokine ligand 10 (gene CXCL10). Lineage: Eukaryota; Metazoa; Chordata; Mammalia; Scandentia; Tupaiidae. Gene Ontology annotation, biological process: defense response; immune response; chemotaxis. Gene Ontology annotation, cellular component: extracellular region. The transcript has 4 exons. Gene Ontology annotation, molecular function: chemokine activity. The record is from RefSeq and is a predicted model, not a curated record. The coding region runs from base 78 to 374 and encodes 98 amino acids.
CCACGUUUUCUAAGACACUCCUCAACAGCUCAGGCACAUUUCGAACCUCCUGCCGUGGAACCUCCAGCCUCAGCAUCAUGAAGCCAAGUGCCAUUCUCCUUUUCUGCCUUAUCUUUCUGGCUCUGAGUGGCACUCAAGGAGUGCCUCUCUCUCGAACUGUACGCUGUACGUGCAUCACCAUCAGUAAUAAAUUUGUUCAUCCGAAAGCCUUAGAAAAACUGGAAAUUAUUCCUGCAAGUCAAUCUUGUCCACGUGUUGAGAUCAUUGCCACAAUGAAAAAGAACGCGGAGAAGAGAUGUCUGGAUCCCGAAUCUAAGGCCAUCAAGAACCUACUGAAAGCAGUUAGCAAGGAAAGGUCUAAAAAGUCUCCUUAAAACCAGAGAGGAACGAAAUCACUGCAGUGCUGAUAAGGAUGGACCUCACAGAGACUGCCACUCCCGUCGUUUCCUGACAGCGUAGAUGUCAGCCCGACCUGCACCUGUUUUGCGGCUCUAAAAGGUGACUGGCCCACCAGUCACCAAAUUAGCUGCUACUACCUCUGCAGGAGGCGGAAAGCUCUUCAUCUUAACUGCACAGGAAUAACUCCAUCCUGACGUGGUCCCAUAAGCUACACUGAGGUGCUACUUCUUAGUACAGGGUCAAGUCCUAGCCCUGCCACUGACACUCUCCCCACCUGUCCUCCCUUCUAAAGAGUAACAGAUCUUUCCACCUUUGAGUUUAUCAGAGUUCCUAAAUCUCAAAUAACUAAAACGUAUGCAAAAUGAUAAUACAAUCUGUUUUUGUUUUUAAGAACAAUAUUUUAUGGGCUUCUACUGUCAUCCACCCAAAGGGCCUAUAUUAUUUUAGUGGUUAUAUACAUAUAGUUCCAAAUACAUUCAGAAAGCUAGAAAUGUUUGGAAAUGUGUGUAUAAAUGUUAUUUAAUGAAAGAUUGUAUAAAGUAGCAAAAUUCUUAGAUGUAUGUGUUUAUGCUGCUGUUCUCAGUAUUAUGGAAUAACUUGUGUUGUUAAAUGCACUUAUGUAAUAUAAUAGCAGACAUGUUAAAAGCUAGACAUAUGUUCUUCAUGUUAUACAAAACAAAUAGGCUGAAUGUUUUUUCAUAAUAAAACUGAUUUCCUGAAAAUAUUAACAAAGAUUAUCUGAGACUGAAAAGGUACUAAUUAUUCAGAAUAAAAAUUUGCGAUUGAAAUAACAAA